Molecule: messenger RNA, 6060 nt
Organism: Drosophila biarmipes
Lineage: Eukaryota; Metazoa; Arthropoda; Insecta; Diptera; Drosophilidae
Gene: Remo
Product: adhesion G protein-coupled receptor A3
Exons: 3
Coding region: 148-5607 (1819 amino acids)
Biological process (GO): G protein-coupled receptor signaling pathway; cell surface receptor signaling pathway
Cellular component (GO): plasma membrane
Molecular function (GO): G protein-coupled receptor activity; protein binding
Source: RefSeq, a predicted model, not a curated record
ACCUUUGCAGCGCAGGGUAACACUUUUUUGUACAAAAAAAGCGCAGUGUGUGUUGUUUACUAUGUUUAUUAUGCGUUUGUCGGACUGCAAAGGCAAUUAAUUAAGUGUGCGCCGCGCCCGGCAUGUAAGCAAGCGCCAGGCUUCCAAAUGGGCGGCCAAACGAACGCGGGGCGUGCAGAUCGCCCCCCUCCACCGCCUGCGUCGCUGCCCCUCCCGCUGCUGCUGUUGUUGUUGUUCCUGGCACAGACGCCGACCGCGACGCCGACGUCGGCCGCGACGGCGGCAGAGGAGCAGUUGAGCCCGGAAACUGGAGGUGUCCCGCAGCCGGAGUCGGCCUUGCCCGCGGGAGCGUCGCCCUCCUGCCCCCGCAAGUGCAGCUGCCGGAACAUAGCCGAGAACAUACACAGCCUGAAGGUGCGCUGCGACGAGCAGCAGAUCACCAGCUGGCGGGAGCUGGAGUUCGGCGAGGAUGUGGUGGCCAACGUGGUCAGCAUCAAUGCCAGCAAGAACUCCAUUGCCCAGAUCACCGCCAAGGACUUCAAGAACUUCACGGAGCUCAAGCGCUUGGACCUGUCCUUCAAUCUGCUCACCGAACUGGACAAGGAGACCUUCAACGACAGCCUGGCCCAUCUGGACAAGCUGAAGCUGGCGGGCAACGCCAUCAGCCACAUCUACGAGGGCACCUUCGACCAAAUGCCCAAGCUCAGGGUGCUCGAUCUGUCUGGAAAUCCCUUGGCCUGCGACUGCGGCUUGAUCUGGUUGAUCGCCUGGUCGAGCAGCCACGAAGUGCGCCUCCAGCCGCCGCCGAAAUGCGAGUCACCCAGCAACUUUCGUGGCAUGCCGCUGAAGAAACUGCGCGUGGGCAAGGACUUCCAUUGCGAGACCAUGCUGCAGCCGUUGCUCGAGCUGGUUCCCAGCCGGAACCAGGUGGCCUUCGAGGGCGAUGAGCUGCAGCUGAAGUGCUUCGCGCCGCGCGUGGCCAUCGGAGUGCCCAGGGAGAGCGAGGAUCUGCCCACCAAGGCCUAUGUGUUCUGGGGCUGGUCGGAGAAGAUACGGGCCAAGAACUCCACCGAGGACAUCGUCUACCAGGAUCCCAUCAAGGUGUUCGGCGACGUGAACCUGGAGACGGGCCACUCCACGGACUCGGGCAUCCUGCAGUCGGUGCUGCGCAUCGCCAGCCUCACCCAGAAUCACACGGGCAUGUGGGACUGCACGCUGCGCAGCCAGCAGGCGAAUCUCUCGCAGGCCAUCGUCCUGCAUGUGGUGGCCAAGGGCACGCUGUACUGUGAGGCCCGCGUGGUGCACACGAACAAGGGCACCUACCACUGGCCGCGGACGAUGCGCGGCGAGACCGUGCUGCAGGAGUGCGUGGAGGAGCCCAGCGAUGCCACCCAGGCCCGGCGAGCCUCGCACGAGUGCGGACCCUCCGGGGAGUGGCUGAAUCUGGAUACGGAGAGCUGUGUCUACGUCAGUGAGACAACACGCAUCCUGGAGCAGUUUGCCAAGGUGAAUCUCACGCUGACGAAGGGUCAGAACGCCCUGGAGAUCGCCCGGCGCUUGCACAACUUUACGCAGGCGCAGACCCAACUGAAUCGCAUACGCGACCCCAUGGACCUGGAGUACAUAGCUCGCACCUUGGUCAAGUACUUGGACCAGCUGGAGCAGCCGCAGCAGCAGCAGGAGAUCAGUCACCUGCUGAUGGACAUCGUUUCGCAGCUGCUCAACCUGCCGGCGCACCUCUUCAGAGCCGCACAGUCCGAGCAGGGCACUGGCCAGCGGCUGCUGCACGUUGUGGAGUCGUCGGCCAUGCGGCUGGCCCUGGCUAGCACCCAGGCGGAACCGCUGCCCGCUGAGAUGGUACCGUGGCGCGGAUCGCUGGCCCAGCAGCGCAACCUCUUCGUGGAGUUCUUCAACAUCAGUCUGGACGCCUUUGUCAGCCUGUCCUGCGUGUGGCUGGAGGAGAGUCCGAGGGGCUUCCAGUGCAACAGUGCCAACGACACGAUACCCAUGUACGAGCACGGCGACAUCGAUGCUGCCAUCCAGCUGCCCUACAGCGUGAUUGGCAACGGCUCGGCCAGCUCACCCGUUGCCUCGCCCAUCCGCAGUCUCCGCCUGAUGAUCUCGCUGCACAGGAACGGCAAGCUGCUGCCCAAUCUGCGCGGAAGCCACAACGAAUCCUUGUCCUCCGCCAUCAUUGGCAUUCUUACGUACAGCAGCGAAGGGGAAGCGCUUCAGUUUCGAGCCGAAAACGAGUUGGAUCCGGAGGAGGACGUGUACCAGCAAAGGGUGACCGUGAUGCUGCGGGCCCACCCGUAUCACAAUCCCCUGAGUGCGCCCCUGCCCGCCUGGUGGGAUGCGGAGGAGCAGCGCUGGGAGCCGAGCGUUUGCCAGCAGCACUACCAGCACCGCACCCUGGUCAUGUUCAGCUGCAGUCGCACGGGCUACUACGGCCUACUGCAGAGGAGUCGCUAUCUGAACGACUUCCGGAGCGAGGAGUCGGGCGCCCGGUUCCGGCAUCCACCGGCCGCGGUCUACGCCGGCUGCGGCCUGCUCUUCGCCUGCUGCGCCUUCAAUGCGGUGACCUUUGCCGUCUUCGGCCGAGCUGUGCGCAUCAACCGGGUGCAGCGGCAUGCUCUGGUCAACACCUGGUUGGCCCUGGGUGCCCUGGCUCUGGCCUUCUCGCUGGGAAUCUAUCAAACCGCCAGCCAGCCGCAGUGCCGCCUGCUGGGCCUGCUGAUGCACUACCUCGGCCUGUGCGUGCUGCUGUGGGUGUGCGUGAGCCUGAGCAGCAUGUACAAGCGGCUGACGAAGACGACCGCCUCGGGCCAGGGUCAGUGCCCAGGCCAGGACAUGGAGCCGCAGCGGGAGCGCGAGCGGAAGCCCAUACUGGGCAUCUACCUGGUGGGCUGGGGCAUCGCCCUGCUCAUCUGCGGCAUCAGCAGUGCUGUGAAUCUGGCCGAAUAUGCCACCUACGACUUUUGCUUCCUGCACAGUGCCACCACGCUGAACGCUCUGCUUGUGCCAGCCGUCAUCCUCGUGAUCUUCUGCGGCAUUCUGGCGCUGUGCAUUUACUACCAACUCAGUCAGCAGGCGGUGAAUGUGCUGCAACUGCAGAUGCAGCAGCAGCAGCAUCGCCAGUACUCGGACAACAACACGCAGGCCACGGAGCACAUCGAUCUGGAUUGGCUGGACGCGAAUGGCAGUGCCACCACAGCGGCGGUGGGAGGCGGCUCCGGCAACCACGGCGGUCGCAAGGAGCAGGAUCACAUGCAGGAGCAGUACAGCACGCUAAGCAACCCGCUGAGCAGCAUUGUGGACGACUUCGAGCGCUCGAAUCUGUCCCAUCUGCGUGGCCACUUCAUUUUUCUGGUCCUGUACGCCGGCGCCUGGCUAUCCGCCGCCGCCUACGUGAAUGGCGGGCAGGAGCUCUACGUCAUCUCCUUCGCCGGCUGCUGCUCGUGCCUAGGCAUUUUCCUGCUGAUUUUCUACAACCUGAGCCGGAACGAUGCCCGUCAGGCCUGGUCGCAGGGCAGAGACGGGCGCAGCAGACCCGCCAAGCUGGUGACCUACAACAAUGGCAGCCAGGCGAGGAGCGCGCACCCGUCGGGCAUGAUGCCCGGCCCCGGAACGGCCAUGAUCAGCAACAGCAUUGUGGCCUACAAGGCGAAUCCCGGACCGGGCAGCUUGUACGAGGCCAACAACUCGGCGGGCUCACGCUCGAAUAGCCAGUGCUCGAGGAGCAUGCGCAGCCAGACGAGAAGCCAGACGCGGAGCCAGCAGGAGCAGCUGCUUCAGGCCAACGGCGCCGGUGGCGUUACCAUAAUCAACAACACCAGCGGACCGCAGGGAGCCGGCGGCGGUGGGGCAGCGGCCGGCGGCGUAUCUGGCCCGGGUGGGGGAGGAACAGUGCCGCCCCACAGCCUGAAUGCCCUGCUCCAUGGCUCAAGUCACGACCUCAUACCCUCGGCGGAGAUCUUCUACAAUCCCAAUCAGAUCAACGUGGCCCGAAAGUUCUUCAAGAAGCAGAAGCGCCUGGCCAAGCGGAACAACUUCGAGCUGCAGCGCCAGACGAUGCCGCAGAUGCAACUCCAGAUGCAGAUGCAAAUGCAGCUGCACAGCCAGCACAGCCUGAGCGAUGCCAGCUCGGAGCAGCUGUACAGCAGGCACCACAACGCCAUGACUCUGCUGGCGGGCGGCAGCAAGAUAAACAACACCAAUCUGCAUUACAAGAACCAGGGCUCGCCCAUGGCAGGAGCACCCAAGGAACACGGAAUGGCCAUGAGUUCCGGCGGCGAGUCCAUGCAGUUCAAGCGCUUUGUGCCGGCCAGCGCCUCUUCGGCGUCCAAGAUCAUGCAGGCCAACAUCUACACCAACAUCCCGGAGACGCUGACGCCCCAGCAUGAGGUGAUCAAGCUGAGGGCCAACGGACGCACCAGGACACCUUCCCUGCUGGACGAAACGCUGCACGAGCAGGAUGACGAUGAGGAGGAGGAGGAGGAGCACGCCCAGGCGGCCGCAACGGUCGAGGAGCCCGAGCCCGAACUCGAGGAGGAAGAUGCCAGUUCCCUGGACGAACACGCUCCCUUGUACGCCAACACCUUGCCACCGGCCAGCGGGAUGAGCAGCCUGUUCCGCAACCGAGGAGCCUCCUCCCAUCAGCCCGUCAGCUCCACGCCCGUCAAGCAGCCCAGCCUGGAGGCCAUGAACAGUCUGGGCCUGCCGGAGGUCAGCCUGGAAGAGCCGCUGCUGCAGAAGCACGAGAUAUAUGUGUCCAACUCGCUGCAGGUGACCACCAGCAACAGCAUCCAACUGGACGAUGACUUUCCCAGUGUCCUCAUCCGCUUCAGCCAGCAGCAGCAGUCCAAGUCGCUGAAUAACAUCAGCGAGAUGCUGGCUGGCGGUGGCGCGAACUCGCCCGGAUUGGACAACCUGGGCGAGCAGGAAGAGUCCAGCCAGCUGUCCGUCAACGAGGCCAGCACGCUGGAGGAGCAGCAGCUGCGCCAGGUGUACUCCUGCUCCAGCAGCAAUCUCAGCCAGCUGAAGGCUCACCAUCCGGCCACGUCGGUGGACACGGAGGACGAUGGCCGCCUGCUGUCCGGCAGUCCGACGAACGAGAGCGAUCUGAACUACCAGAACUCGGAGAUCAGCAUCCGAAGCCAUGGCCUCUAUGCUCCCCAGGCGGACAACGAUCUGAAUUUGACGCUCACGGACGACUUCCGCUGCUAUCAGUCCUCAAACGCCAGCGAUGCCGAUGUGGAUGUACUGAACGAGUUCGACGACGAGUUUGUGGCCGCCACGGGUGGUGGCGAGCGGGCGGCGGGAGAUCCCGAACAGGACCACCACCACGACCACGACCAGGACACCUCCAUCGAUGAGCUGUACGAGGCCAUCAAGUGCCGGAGCCCGCUGAGGAGCAAGCAGGAGGCCGUCGAGCGCUUCGAAAGAGAAAGAGAGCGCGAGCGAGAGAAGGAGACGGAAGCCAAGGCGCUGAGCAACUCCCACAACGAGAAUCUGAACGAGACGAUGGAGGACGACAGCAGCCAGAGCAGCGUGAUCUCGUACAUCGAUCCCAGGGCAGCCAACGAGCCGCGCCCCUUCCCCAGCUAGCUCAACCCACGCGGCCCGCCCCUAGCCAGAUGUAUAUAGGAUAUAUACACCCGAACUCCCACCUCCGCCGCUCGGCCGCCCCGCUUGGUCACGUGCCAUCGCCAAAGUAUUCCCGUACCACGUCUUGUACUCAACCCACUGACACUCGGCGACGCAUAUCCCGAGUGCUUAGAUCCUAAGUUCGCCCACUCAAAACGCAGCCAACUGAACUUGUAAUUAUAGUAAGGCCCCCCUAUUUAUUACGACUAGUAUUACUCCACUAAACGCACCCAGUUUCGCAUUCACCGGAGAGAAAACUCAUCUGCACUUCAUCACAGCGCCUGGAAAUCACCAGACCCCAACCCACCCGAGUCCUACACACAUUUAACAAGUUUUAAAUUCUGACAAAGCAAAAUGCAUUUAAAUGUAGGCUAAGUUUAUAUUUAGAUAUAAAUAAAUGAAAUGUUCACUUAA